Messenger RNA from Funneliformis geosporum, 939 nucleotides. Lineage: Eukaryota; Fungi; Glomeromycota; Glomeromycetes; Glomerales; Glomeraceae. The record is from the annotation of a GenBank genome assembly.
AUGACACAAGCAGUUACCAAAAUUCUUGAUAAAAUGGAACGUAGAGUAACAUCAAUAUGUGGAAUUAGUCAAUAUAAUGAAAGUUUUGUUGAUUUUCUUAUUGUAUUAAUAUCAAUUAGUAUAUUAUCAGUUCGAUGGAUUAUUACAAAUCUUGCUGGUCUAACAGUUCGAUUAAUACGUAAAAAAAGAAAUGAAGGUAAUGGGUUUUUUAAUAUUCAUGAGAUUAAUUCUAAUGUAAUUGUAGAGCUUAUUACAAUUUGGCAGUCAACAUAUAAUUAUUACAGUCCAACAAUAUAUGCAAAAGAUCAAACAAAAGUUGCUGAAAUUAUUGAAGUGGGAUCAGUUCCAAUUGAUACUUCAACAAUACCUUAUUCAAUGACUGCUAAAGAACUUCAUACUAAAAUUUCAUCAUUUGAAAAGGUGACAUAUAUUACUGUUUUUGCAUUAUUAGCUAUUUUUCUGGGUAUUCUACCAUUGGUAUUAGCUGUUAUACCAUCUAAUCAAAAAGAAACUAAAGCUGAUGCAUUUUUUGAAAACAACAUAGUUUUAAAAGAAUUAAUAAAAUCAAAUGCAAAACCUAUUGGACUUUAUUUUGAUGGAGUUACACAUGAUCGAUCUUGGAUAAAAGAAUCAUAUAGUAAAAAUUCAUCAGUUUUUUCUGAUCUUAGUAUCACAUUAAAUGAUACACCUUUUACAAGAAAUUUUCCAAUUGAGAUGGAAAUAUUUAAUAAUUGUCAAUCUUUAAUUAGUGGAACUGGUUCAGAUUUAACAAAUGAAGUAUUAAACCCAAAAGAUAAACAAGCAGAUGAGCUCGCUGAAAGAUUUUUUUCUUCUAAUGUAUUAAAAGCUAUAGUUCAGCAUGCUACUGAAUAUAAUGAUGAUUCAUUUUAUGGAGAUGCUCUUUAUCAUUUCUUUGCAGGACUAUUAUUUGAAUCGUGA